CUUUAGUCUUUCCCCCACGCGCAGGCGCACUGAAUAGCGUGCGCAUGCACUCUGCGCCCGCGGGAAUCUUUUUCGAACAGUGAGCGAUGGCGCGAAGGAGAACGGUUUGAACGAGGCUCGGUUCAGUAAGGCGCAUCUCCUUUAAAUCUUGAAAUUCCAUGAUUGUUCUUUUGACAAAACAAGAGGAACUGUGAUGGUGAGAAAAUAUAAAUCGCAACUAGAACCUCCCAGAAUAAAAAAAGGAUCAAAGGGGAGACAACAAAAGAGAAAACAAGAAAGAGAAGAUGCAGAAGCAGUGGAGAACAAAAAGAAGAGAGCAAAGUGUCCAACAGAAGUAUUGGAAGUGAAUCCAAACCCACAAGAAAAACAGCAGCUGCUCCCAACGAGUUCUAGAGAACAUCUUGAAGCUACAAUUCAUUGGUUAAUAACAUCUGUUUUGUAUAAAACUACACAGAACCACAAUGAAAUCAGAAAGCAUUUAAAUCUUCUCAAGAAAAGACUUCUCAACAGUUUCGAGACCAUACAAGUUCCAGUAAGAAAACUGAACAGUUGGGGGAAGGUGCAUACAAUUCUAGCAGAGGAAAAGAAAAAGACUGUUGCCAUUGAAGAUGAUUCGGAAGAGUUGCAGAAAGAGUUGGAUAAAGUUUUGCAAGCCACAGAGCUGAAUGAUAAUAAUAUUAAAACUUUCCAGAACAAAGUACAGAAAUUGAAAGGUGACUUGGCAGCAGAGGAAGCAGCAUCAAACAAGUUAUUCCAGAGAGAUGGUAAAUAUGACCUUUUUCUUCCUGAUAUCUUUGAGGAUUGUACAAAAGCACCCAUUCUUCAGGUGAGCAGAUGUCAGAAUGAGCUUUUGAAGGUUAGAAACCAACCAAAUCUUCUUCACGACUUAAAUACUAUUCAGCAAUCAGAUGAAAUGAAGACUCUGUCAAUGUUUCUGGAGCAAGUGUAUGAAAUGUGAACUUCUGAAUGAAAUCAAUCAUUCCUGGAUGUUGCCUAGUGAAGAACAGCGACAUAAGCUGUAUCUCUUAUUGCUUUCAUCUCCCUUAAAUAUGUGUAAGAAAUUAUUUCUUUUCAGAAUAUGAUUAUGAUGCUUCAUUUAUUAUUGCCUAUAUUUUCAGAUUGUGCAUUUAUAUUUCCAUACUAUAUUCCAUGGAGCUAUAUUAAAAUGAACUAGCCUGUGCCUCAAAGUUUAUGAAAUGAAGGUUUCAGCUGCACAUUAUUUCUUGUGAAGAUCAGAAAUAUAUAGCUGAAAACUUCAUUUCAUAAACUUUAUUUUUCUAGAUGAUUUUUUAAAACCCCACUACCACACCAAAUCUAUUUGAAUAUGUUUCCACUAAGUUCUAUGUCCUAGCUUACUCAAACUGCUAUUCAGAUUGUCCAGUCUGAGAUAUUUGUACUUCAGUUGUUUUGGUGUCUAAUCCCUAUUGUUCAGGUUUGAGUAGUUAUUAAUAAAGUCUUCCUGAUA
This is a messenger RNA of Anolis carolinensis (green anole), 1465 nucleotides long. RefSeq names its product centromere protein Q (gene cenpq). The record is from RefSeq and is a predicted model, not a curated record. The coding region runs from base 194 to 958 and encodes 254 amino acids. Gene Ontology annotation, cellular component: nucleus. Lineage: Eukaryota; Metazoa; Chordata; Lepidosauria; Squamata; Anolidae. The transcript has 9 exons.